GCAUCAUCUCGGCACCACUACUUUUAUGACCUCAGUGAGUCAGGACCUCAGUUUAAUGUCUCCUCCGAAGGACGGCAUCUUCCACAGCAGUGUCCCCGUCACUCUACUGGGGCAUCGGGGAUUGAUGUUUUCGGCCAGAGGGAAGAGUGCCACCUACUGAUCACUGCUGGAAACUGCUUGGUUGACCGUGUAUGAAUUUUGUAUUUGUGCUGCCCUCGAACUUUUAUUUUGAAGCUUGUUAUUGGCGUAGAGCAGUCAGAUGGUAUCGGCUGCUGCUGACAGGAUUUCCGUUCGGCUGUUGGUCGGAAUCAAACUUUCAAAUCCCCUGAUUUACGACGAUAACAUAUUGAAAGAAAUUAUUGCAUAACACGUUCAUGACAUGUCUUCAAAACCUACGUGCUUAAUAGUGGCGAGUGCUGCUCCUCAAGGAGUCACAGCAAAGUCCUUCCAUCAGUCCUUCAGUCUCUGCAGCUCUGUCUUUAACCUACAGACAGCCACGCCCGGGGGGAAGCCUAUAGACUUCGUGGGAGUCGAUGAAAGCACUGCCAGAUGGGUGCAGGACUUCAGUGUGAAACCUUACGCAACACCAGCCAAACUUGAAUCUAUAGAUGGGGCCCGCUAUCAAGCACUCCUCAUACCAGACUGUCCCGGGGCACUGAAUGACCUGGCACACAGUGGCUCUCUGCACCGCAUCCUCACACACUUCAUCUCCCAGCAGAUGGGAUAUGGCGUGUCUGCUUUAUGCUGCUCCACCGAGGGACAACAGUGGAUCUUCAGUGGCUACAGUUUAACAGGGCCAUCAGUGUUUGAGCUGGUGCGGAUCCCAGACUUUGCCAACCUGCCCUUGAUAGUGGAGGACUUUGUAAAAGACAGUGGUGGCUCAUAUACAGCAAGCCAAGCGGAUGCCAUGCAUGUCGUCAUAGACAGACACUUAAUAACUGGUCAGAACGUCCAGUCCACUUCAGUCGCUGUGAAUAAUCUUAUCCUGCUCUCGACUGCAAGUAGAACCCCAACAUAAAUGCUUUAGUAAUGUGUGCAUUGCUUUUUUAAUUUACAGAUGUGUUUGAAAUGUAAUGGAUCAAUGUGUUUGUCAAUGAAAACUUCCUGGGAGAAAAAUGUGAAGUCUUCUUUAUUGAACAAAUAAAGUCAUUGACUUUUGAAUGUCAAGUGCAAAAGGGACCCAGACAUAUAUUCAAAAAGGGAUGGGUAAAUUACUAGAAUAGGAAUAAAUACAUGUCAUGAACCAAGAUGUUUCUCAGGACUUCAGCUGAUGGCACACAGGACUAAUUUCAGCAGAAGCCUGCAUGUAGGCCAAGCAAUCGAAGCACUUUAUUAACAAGUGUACGAAUUGCACAGCAUAUUAUACAAUUCGUGAAAUGAUUUCUCUGCCAUUAUAUCUGGAGUCUUGUCAAUCAAUAUAUUAAAAAUAAAUUAAAUUAGAUACCUCCGAUUUCCUGAAUGUUGGUUUAAUGUACUACUAUGUACCAUGCUUUUGAGGUAGUACAACCGUUACUGCCAUGUAUUUAUUCAAAAUAUGACACCCUGCCAACCCCAAGGUCAACUGCAGCACAAAUAUACUCUUGAUGGUUUCCGGUUAUCGGUUUGAGUCGAGGGCAACAAUUACUGCGUUUGGUAUGGAAGGUUUGGGAAGUGCAUUUUGCUAAUGUUCUUAAAAACCAGAGCAGUCCUUUUCCCACGUUAUAGGAGAUCAUAAAAGUAAUCCAGUCCUUGUCCUAAUUCCCACAUGGAAAUUCCUGCACCCAGUUCUGUGGCCAAAGAGAUCCUCAUGAAGAGUGACUGGAAAAUAAAUGAAAAAAUAAGUUAUUUCCCUAUAGUUUGACCUGAUAAACAUACAUGUUUUGCCAAAGCAUCUAAAGAGUUCUUACCUUAAGGGUCGGGUAGUACAUUUUACACUUGACGCCGUUGUUCCUAAAAAAUAAAAUGAGUAAAAAGUUAGUGAUUGGUGCCGAUGGAUGUUAACAAUAUCAUCCCUUAACCCAUAUUUAGUAUUCAUUACCUCUUGUAAUUAAAGUAAUGCUCUCCGGCAUAAUCAUCCCAAAGAAGCUUUGGCCUUUGUUCCCGCAGAACGUCAAUGUACCUGCAGAUAAUUAAUAAAAAAUGAAUGAAAAUGAAAAGGAUUUUGCCAUUAUCCAUUCAUCAAGUUUGAUAAGGUGUAUCAGGGUCCAGCGCUCUUCUUACUUCCCUCCCAGGACUGGAUCUGCUCCCUGGCUUGAGAAGUCCAUACCGUACAUGUUCAGCCCAAUCAGAAUCUUGUGUCUCCAUUGGCUGCUGGGGGCCAGCUCCAGAACACACCCCUUCAUCCAGGGCAGCGGGGCGCUCGGCCCGGGGCUAAGAAACAGUCAUACAUGUUUAACGUUGCGCCAGGUUUGUUGUCGUAUUAACAUGUGACACAAGAGCAUGCUAGCACCUACUCUCCUGCGCUGGAGUAGUCGUAGGUCAUCAAGCUGAAUCCAUCCACAACGGGAGCCAACUGCUCAAACUCCUCUCUACCAAACAUGCCUGGCUUGCCAUAGCUGUUUAUAAUGCACAUGUUUUUAUCAAGGUCAGAAAGGAUGCCUGAAGUCGUUGUAUCAUUUGCAUUAGGUACAUUUCCCAUUCGGGUUACCUGGUCAGAACAGGUGGGAUGACCAGGAAACAGUCCAACCUUUUAGCCUUCAGAGUCUCACAGACGUGUUUGAUCAGGUGGACCAGCUCACUGCAAUGUCAAGAACAUAGUAGACUUGACUAGUUGAAUUUGAACCCAGGGUAAAACCUGUGGCAGCAAGGCGACAGGAAUCAUUAUGUCCUGAUGAGCUCACCUUCUUUUGUUCCCUCCCAGCUGGCUCCACAGCUCCAAUGUAAAACCAUGAAAGUGCUCUGUCUGUUGAUGAAAACACGGCACGAUGCCAUCACCAAUACAGUGAACGCCAGGUGGAUGCACCGUACAUUAUGCAAGCUGCUGUGGAACGUGCCCCAGUAAUACAUUACCGUUGCAACGUCCACUAGCUCACUGGCCAGCUCCUCGAUCUCAUCUUCAUUCUCCAGAACAUUCAUGUAGUCCUUAUAGGACCAACCGUCAAACAGCAGCCGAGGCACUGAGACGGAAGAGGAUCUACACUUAAAACCUUUGAACGAAAUAUAGACCUAUGGUCCUGACCAUAGACCUGAAGGGUACAGAAUAUAGACCUGUAGAAACUGUGAACGAAAUUGCCCAUUUUGGGAUAAAUAAAGUUUUUCUAAUCUUUAAAAAUCGGUAAAACUCAAAUCAAACAAAGCAACGUGUAACGAAUAAUGACAUAUUUUUUAGGUUGUCAUUAUUCAGAAGAAGAACAUUAACUUACCUAUUCUGAUUUUUCUGUUGGUCUUAAUCACAGCUUUGACCCAGCCUAUAUGGGAGAACAAUUUUAUUUUAUGAGAUGCUUUUACCAAAACCAAAUACUAUUGAUAAAUAUUUAAACGGAGGCCCCUGAAUCGGCAUAAAGUUUUAAAUUACAAUGCCAUCUCCAUACCCGGAUCAUGGUCUUGAAGUCCGGUGACGUCAUAGCUGUUCUUUCCUCGCCUGCGAACCUGAAGCCACACUGGAGACACUGAGCUCAGCUUCGAGCCAAAGACCUUCACUAUUUCAUAGCCAUGGGAAUUCCACUGAGGAGACCAGGGAGUGAAAGUGAAUAUUGCAUAUUAACUGUUGGACUUGAGG
Messenger RNA from Gadus chalcogrammus (walleye pollock), 3697 nucleotides. It is a transcript of the gene gatd1, whose product is annotated as glutamine amidotransferase class 1 domain containing 1. NCBI's taxonomy places the organism in Eukaryota, Metazoa, Chordata, Actinopteri, Gadiformes, Gadidae. The transcript is spliced from 7 exons. Bases 380 to 1018 code for a protein of 212 amino acids. The record is from RefSeq and is a predicted model, not a curated record.